This is a messenger RNA of Kogia breviceps (pygmy sperm whale), 3555 nucleotides long. NCBI's taxonomy places the organism in Eukaryota, Metazoa, Chordata, Mammalia, Artiodactyla, Physeteridae. The record is from RefSeq and is a predicted model, not a curated record.
CUUCCCUCUGCAUGGCCACUGCUCCUUGUCUGGGUGGAGGCUGGACUCGAGCUGUGGUUCACUCACCGGGCCUUGUAGCCUGGCACAGGGCUGCAUGGGGCCUGAAAACACUGUACAGGGCAACACCUGGCCCCAAGGGAUGGGCCCCCCCCCCCCAGUGGGCAGAAGCUUCCUCCAAAAUCUUCCUCCACUGACAUCUUUGAGGGCUGGAGGGGCGGUGGAUGGAGUCAAAGGGCAGUGUCUACGGUUGCAGGUCUGCCUUGAGGAGGGGUCUGGCCCCAGCUCUUGGUUCCUCUCUUUAUUUUAUUUAUUUUUGGUUUUUUUUUUUUUUUUUUUUUUGGCUCCUCUCUUUAGAAUGAGGGCUUUAGUCUCCAACUCUGAGUUUGAUUCAUCAAUUCAGGACAGCAGAAAAAUUCCUACUUGCCUGCCCCUGUUUCCGAGAAUGACAACAUGCCUGGUGACAGGGAGCCCAUCAUGGGUGACUCUGUUUGUGUCCAGCUUUUACCAUCCACUCUUUCUUUGCUCUUUCGACUUUUCUUCUGGGGUUCUCUGUGCAGAUGCAUGGUGGGUGUGGACUUUUAAGAUGGACUCCUAGCUGACCAGGGCUGGUUGGCUGGCCUCUUGGUACCAUGCGGUCACAGAAGAGGGAAAUCAAAGAACAAACAGUCCCGUGGUGUUUGGAGUCUCCCUUAGUGACACUAAAGCCUCUGUUUGAUUUCUCGCAUGGUAACAAAACCAGGAGGGGAAGGAGAGCGGUACCUGGAAUAGACUCGGGGUGUAAGGCGGGUUUCAGGUCCUGGAUAACACGCUGGAAGGGUGCACAGAAGUGAACUAAAGAUGCAGGAGGCCGUCCUCUUCCUGCUUCUCCUGGGCGCCCUGUCAGUGGGACAUGCACUACACCUAAUCCACUUACCUGCUACAAGCAAUGUGGCAGAGAAUUCUCCACCUGAGACUUCAGUGCACAAGUUUUCUGUGAAAUUAUCAGCAUCACUGUCACCUGUGAUCCCAGGGUUCCCCCUAAUCAACUCAAGUCCCCUCACUGAGGCCUUCAGGGUGAACUGGCUGUCAGACACUGACUUUGAGAUUGUCACCACCGGGAAGGAACAACUAGAUUUUGAAACAGGACCACACAUAUUUGAUUUGCAGAUCUGUGUGAAGGAUGACGUAGGUGUCACUGACCUGCAGGUCCUGACGGUCCAGGUAACAGAUGUGAAUGAGCCACCUGAGUUUCAAGGCAACUUGGCAAAAGGUCUAGACCUCUACAUAGUGGAAGGAGCAAAGCCUGGAUUCAUUUACCAGGUGGAGGCCUUCGAUCCAGAAGACACAAGUCAAAACACACCCCUCAGUUAUUUCCUGAUUUCCCCUUCAAAGAGUUUCAGAAUGUCUGCUAAUGGGACCCUCUUCUCCACAACAGAAUUUGACUUUGAAGCAGGACACAGCAGUUACCAUCUCAUCGUGGAAGUGAGAGAUCGCCAAGGGCUCAGAGCCUCCACGGAGCUGCAGGUGAACAUCGUGAACAUCAAUGAUGAGAUCCCUCGCUUUACCAGCCCAACGCACGUGUACACGAUUCCCGAGGAGCUGGGUCCAGGAGCAAUUGUGGCCAAUAUCACAGCUGAGGACCCCGAUGAUAAAGGUUUUACCAGCUUCCUCUUCUACAGCAUCACUACCGUCAACAGCUAUUUCAUGAUCAAUCAGUUGACUGGGACCAUCCAAGUAGCGCACAGGAUAGACCGAGAUGCAGGUGAAUUAAGACAAAAUCCCGCCAUAUCUCUGGAGGUUCUGGUGAAGGAUAGACCCUCUGGGGGUCAGGAGAAUCGCAAGCAGAUAACCUUCAUUGUGGAAGACAUUAAUGACAACCCCUCGACGUGCACCAAGUUCACCUUCAGAAUUAUGGUGCCUGAGAGAGCAGCCAAGGGGACGUUGCUUCUGGACCUGAACAACUUCUGCUUUGAUAAUGACAGUGAAGCACCAAACAACCAAUUCAACUUCACCACGCCAUCCGGAGUGGGGAGCAGCCGCAGAUUUUUACAGGAUCCAGCUGGCUCCGGGAAAAUCGUGUUGAUUGGUGAUCUAGAUUAUGAAAAUCCAAGUAAUCUAGCAGCCGGCAAUAAAUACACUGUGAUAAUCCAAGUGCAGGAUGUUGCCCCUCCUUACUAUAAAAAUAAUAUCUACAUUUAUAUCCUAACAAGCCCAGAAAAUGAGUUUCCUCUUGUCUUUGAUAGCCCAUCCUACGUAUUUGCCGUGUCGGAAUUAAGCCCAUCUAGAACCCGGGUUGGAAGGAUGCAAGCGGCAGAUAAAGACUUCCCCCAGAAAGGCAUCGUGUACUCCAUCUCCACCGGAGGGGCCAGCCAGCACUACCCAAAUAUAUUUUGGAUUAAUCCCCAAACGGGAGAACUCCAGCUGGUGAUUAAAGCAGACUACGAGACAACCCCCGUCUAUACUCUCAGAAUCCAGGCCACCAACAGCGAGGACAGCAGCUCAGUCACUGUUACUGUGAACAUCAUUGAAGAAAAUGAUGAAAAGCCGAUCUGUACCCCAAACUCGUACUCCCUGGCCAUCCCAGUGGAUCUGAAAGUUGGCACAAAUAUUUACAAUUUCAAGCUCACGUGUACUGACCUUGAUUCCAGCCCCAGGUCUUUUCGUUACUCCAUUGGCCCAGGCAACAUCAACAGUCAUUUCACCUUCUCUCCCAACGCCGGGUCCAAUGUUACAAGCCUGGUCCUCGCGACUCGCUUUGACUACGCCAGUGGGCUGGAUAAGAUCUGGAACUACAAACUACUUGUCUACAUAACGGAUGACAACUUGCUGUCCGACAGGAAGAGCGCUGGAGCUCUUGUUGCAACAGGCACAGUGACACUGAGUAUUAGUGUCAUUCCUCACCCAACCACGACUGUCACCACAACCCCCAGGCCCAGGAUCACCUACUGGAUCCUGAGGAAGAACGUGUAUUCUCCAUCGGCCUGGUAUGUGCCUUUUGUCAUCACUUUGGGCUCCAUGUUGCUUCUGGGUCUCCUGGUGUCCCUGAUCGUCCUGUUGGCCAAAGCCAUCCACAGACACUGUCCCUGCAAGACUGGGAAGCACAAGAAACCUCUUAAAUCGCAGUGCCUCUUUGUCAAUGGUUCCUGCUUGAUUGCAAGCUUUGGGCGGGCGGUAACCAGCCCUGCCUUGUUCACCGAUGUGUCCCGAGCAUCUAGCAGCACAGAAACAAUCCAGAUGAACACUGUCUUUGAUGGAGAAGCCACAGACCCAGUUACUGGGGCAAUAUAUGAAUUCAACACAAAAACUGGAGCCAGAAAGUGGAAAGAUCCCUUAACCCAAAUGCCAAAAUGGAAGGAGUCCAGCCCUCAGGGAGCUGCUCCAAGAAGACCUGUCACUGGGGAAGGGACCGGACCACCAAGGAGCACCCACAAGGAAGGAGAUGGGCUGAGCGACAAAGCACAGGCCAAGAAUACAGGCCCAGGGUCCAGGAGCCAGGACGGCAAGCCAAGCACCCCAAAGAGCAGAAACUCAGCCCUUCCGAGUGGGGGUUCCCCCAAACCGCACCCAGAAAAGUGA